This is a messenger RNA of Cylicostephanus goldi, 3605 nucleotides long. The record is from the annotation of a GenBank genome assembly. Lineage: Eukaryota; Metazoa; Nematoda; Chromadorea; Rhabditida; Strongylidae.
AUGAGAAGUUGUCGGUCGCCUAAGCUAAAUGUUAAGGGUGGCGACUGGAGCAGUUUCUUCCAUCAGUUCGAAGCUGUUGCUUCACAGUCCACCACAAAUGUAACACGUCCAUCUAUCGUCGAUGACAAUGUGCCUCUGCCAAUUAUCCAUAAUCCUUUAAGAACCACUUUUUUGGAAAGAGUAGGUACAGUUGCAGGUGGCCAUCAUUUUGACAUCGCCUAUCAGGAAACAGUGGAUGAGCAUGUAAAAUGUCAGGUGUGUGGGAUGCUUCUUCGUCGGACAAUGUUUGCGGCACAUGUUCGACAGCGUCAUCCAGAAAUGUGCCCUCCUUCAUUGUCAACCGAUGACGAUUCCGGACGACAUUCUGGUCUAGAGUCCCCUGAUAUCAGUCGAAAUCCGAAUUUCCCCUUCUCACCAAAGCUCAUGUCUCCUCCAAUACCCAAAGAGCCUAUAAAGCUGACGAUAAGUCUGAAGGGGCAUCGCAAACACAAGCGCAGGAAGACAAAACGCGAACGCCGCGGGGAAGACGCAACAGUAUCCUCGAUGGAAGAAGAACAGCAUUCUCCAGACGCGCAUGAUUCGAAGAAUGAAGAUAGAUUUUUCUGGCCUGAUGACGAACAGCCAGGUCCAUCUUCUCAAACAAGCACACCGAAUUUUUUGGGGCAUGGCUUAUCCCCUUCGGGUCGCUUGAAAGUACCAGAAAGCCCUGAAAGCGUUGAAGAUGUAGUCAUGCACACUUCGCCUCGGACCCAUGCGCGAGCUAGACAAGAAGCAUCGUCAGACGAGGACACGAAGAAAAGAAGAAAGAGGAAGAGCAAACGAAAGACUAGAAGAAAGGAUCGCGAUAACAGCACAACUCCUGUCACACCGCGAUCGCGAGUUUUGCCGGCUGUGGAGCCCCUUCGACUUGCUAUCACUCCAGAAGGUGCACGUGUGAUAGAUCGUCGCUCUCCGGCUGCAACCUGCCGCCAAGCCAGUCAAACAGAGCGAAAUCGUCCGGAGACUCGUUCCUUCACUCACUCUCAGCAGACAUCCUCAAGAAGCGCUUUUACGGAGAUACAGUCCUUUCCUGCCUCAUCCCACGUCCUUCCAACUCCGCAAUCGUUCUCUCAUCUCAGCGCUCAGCCUGCGUCAACUAGCGGAACAGCGUGUGAAGCAAAAGAAGAACGGAUCAAAACGCUCACUGUAGGGCAGCCAGCGAGAAAAGCGGGGAGAGGAGAUGCUGUAGAAUCACUGUUGCCGUCGAGUCCUCCAGUUGCUACUGUACUCACACCGUCAUCAUGGGUUUAUUCACAAUCUCAGAUCACUACAGAAAUUCCCAUAUUGCCUACCUACAACACACGAUCUGUGCGUAAAGCCGCAGUCGAAAGUGCUUCCUUUCGUCCUGAAGCGAUCGCAUUUGAUCCGUUUAUCAAGCCGAGUGCGCUCGUGGAGCCGGAAGGUGUAAGACCUGCCGUUAGUGAUAGUGCAUUUCUAGAAGAAGCUGCUGAUCCUCACUCGACUGAAAAUCGCAGGCCUAUUCUGCCACAGAGGAAAACCAGGCAACCGUCUGGGUCUCAGGAAGCAUCCUGGGAGCCACUUGGCAUAAAGAGCCCAACCUAUGGUGUCGUCUUACCCGUGGCUCCGAGGCAAGAUAAUGAUGCAGACGAUGCAACGGUGGCGUUCCUCACUUCGUCACCCGAACUACUGUCUGAAGAUGACUCUUGUCCUAUAAAGGAGGAAGUCGAAGAAUCACAGAGCAUGAUAGGAGCAUCACCUUUGAGGAUGUACCGUCAAAAAAUUCGCUCUGGGCACAGCGCUACUUCUGAGAGCACGGACACCGAUCAGAGGACAAUAAUUGACGUAGAAGAAGACCAAGCGGAGCGUCGGUCAAGCGAUCGUGACUCGGAAAUUCGAUCAUUGACGAAAAAAUUGGCUGCGUUGUCGCAAGAACAACUGGAGCAGCGCAAGUUGUCCGUGGAUCUGUCGAGAUCGGUCUCCGAAAAUGUGAACGAAUCUGCAGUGGCCGUCUUGGAGGCCUCACCAGUUCUGCACAUUGAAACCGUAGAGACUACAUUGCCAUACAUUCCGAUGCAACGAAAGGAAGUGGAAGGUCUAGACGAACAACAGGACAGAGAAGAGCUGGUUUUUACGCCCGACGACCAACAUAUCCCCGUACUAGACGGAACCUUUGACGCUAUUUUUGGAUCCGGACCUUUGGAGUACAGCCAGUCUGAACUAUCCAGAGAAGUGUUGGAACAUUCUGCUACUGAUCAAGCCAGUUUGCAACGAAUCUACGAGGAAGGUGUGGAAGAGCAAGAGCGCUUUGUGCCAUCGCAACAGCUAGCCGCUAGCGUUAGUGGUUUAUCCAUCGGCAGCGAGAAGAGCGAGAUGCCCAUAAAUGUCUUGGUUACUACAAGAAGUGAAGGUCGAGAAGUUUCUGCCGGCGCUAGUGAUCAUGAGCGCACGUUGUCACCGAUCUCCUUGAUUGGUUCGGGCGCGAAAUUGGCCAAAUACAGAGAAGAGGAAGAAAUAAGUUCUUAUGGAGAAGAUUAUUCGGCAGACGAUGAUGAGCUUGUAGAUCUGCAUGAGAGCUCCAUUUCUAAUUACCGCGAGCUGGAACAGCAAACAGAAUAUGAGCAGAGCCUAAGACAGCAACCGCCAUCUUCAGUUACACUUACGGAAGGACCCGCUUUUUCAACGUUAGAAAAUGUAGACGAGAUCGCGCCUCAGAUUACCAUGCAAGAGGCACCGCAGACAUUGCAGUGGGAUGAUAUACCUGCCGUGCCCUUUCACCCGGGUCCUGCUGAGCUGAGAGUCCAAACUGCUUUUGAAGGACCAUCCACAUCUCAGCAGGUUCUGCAGCACUCUGAGCCUCUCCCGCAAAGACUAUCCUCUCAAAGACCGUCGAUGCCCAACACCCUGACUUAUGGAGCGACCCCAGUUGUCCCAGCACACCAAGCACCACCUCCACCUCAUUCAUUUCCUUUGCAAGGAGGCCAGGGUCAAAAAAGUGAUUCCCAGCAGUGGUCCCAGUUACACUCUUUACGGAUCACUCAGAAUGCGAAUGUGCAGGGUCGGGAGGUAACGAUUGUGACUGAUCAGCAACAGAUUUCGCUCGACCAGGGACAGCAGAAAAUACGAUUUCACUCUGGGCAAACUCAGUUCCAACCUUACAAGCCUCGCCAAACUGCGGUAUCUGGAAUUUCUCAGUCGUACAUACAGCCUGAUACUUUCGCUUUUCCCCAGUCCCACCCAUAUCCAUAUGAACUGCAAUCCCAGCAGCCAACCCCUUUGGAGCAAGCAUCGCAGUGGAUACCAUCAUUUAGUACAGGAACACAAGUACGUAGACCGGCGGAGUUGAUGGAAGCGGAGAUGAAAGCUAUGCGUUACAUUUACCUGAUGAACGAACAACGUCAUGCAAAGAAAACUCUGGCUGAACAAGACGAAAAGCUGUCGAAGAUUGCCGAAGAAAAGACCAAUAACUUAAUUUUGCUAACCGAAUUACCGCCCAUAAUCAUCGAACCAACGGUGAUCCCAGAAGGAGUGUCCAGAUUCAGAAUGCAGGUUGGAUCUUUCUUUCAAGGCAAUGGCUUUGCAAAAUGGGCCCCUGUCAGUUGGUGAUA